Molecule: messenger RNA, 664 nt
Organism: Cannabis sativa
Lineage: Eukaryota; Viridiplantae; Streptophyta; Magnoliopsida; Rosales; Cannabaceae
Product: dual specificity phosphatase Cdc25
Exons: 3
Coding region: 73-477 (134 amino acids)
Cellular component (GO): nucleus; cytoplasm
Molecular function (GO): protein tyrosine phosphatase activity
Source: RefSeq, a predicted model, not a curated record
AAACAAUUUUCCUAAAAUAUAAAUAUAUAUAAUCUGAUAGGCUGAGAGAAGAGAAGGGCAAGAACAAGAAGAAUGGCUAGGAGCAUCUCAUACAUAACAGGCUCCCAGCUUCUCUCACUCAAACGUCGUCCAAACAUAGUCAUCAUAGAUGUCCGGGAUGAUGAAAGAAGUUACGAUGGCCAUAUAGCUGGGUCUCUCCACUACGCCAGUGACUCCUUUUCUGAUAAGAUCUCCAAUCUCGUUCAGCAAGUCAAAGGCAAAGAUACCCUCGUCUUCCAUUGUGCUCUAAGCCAGGUUCGUGGCCCAAGUUGUGCUAGGAAGUUAGUGAAUUAUUUGGAGGACGUGAAGGAUGAUGCUGGUAUAAAAAAUGUCAUGGUUCUUGAACGUGGCUUCAAUGGCUGGGAAGCUUCUGGUCGGCCAGUUUGUCGCUGUAACAAAGUGCCCUGCAACGGCGAGAAUGCAUCAGGAGUUUCUUAAAUGACAUCUGUGCUGAUAACGAAGACAUUUAGAUACAUUGUAUCGGUUUAAACAACCAUAUCCAUCUUCGCUUAUAACCAUUAAGCUUCAAUAGAUAAACAGAUUAAGCCUUAUUUUGAUAAGAUCCCAAACAUAAUAAACAAAUAUAACGAAUGAGAAAUGUUGGACAAAGUUUCAAUCCCCCUUU